Messenger RNA from Caenorhabditis briggsae, 1173 nucleotides. It is a transcript of the gene Cbr-san-1, whose product is annotated as Protein CBR-SAN-1. The transcript has 8 exons. Gene Ontology annotation, biological process: mitotic spindle assembly checkpoint signaling; meiotic sister chromatid cohesion, centromeric. Gene Ontology annotation, molecular function: protein kinase activity. NCBI's taxonomy places the organism in Eukaryota, Metazoa, Nematoda, Chromadorea, Rhabditida, Rhabditidae. The record is from RefSeq and is a predicted model, not a curated record. Bases 1 to 1173 code for a protein of 390 amino acids.
AUGGCUCAGGAACCGUACGUUUUCACGCUCAAAAAAAGAAACAACGAUGACUCGGACAAUGACUGGGAUCGGUAUUCUGAAAACGUUCGCCCGACAAGAAGAGGACGAAAGAUAGAUGCGCUGAUGAGAAAGCCAGAAGAAGUUGUUACGGAAGCUACUGCACGAGAAAAGCUUGACAACCUUUUCAAGGAACUUCAAGAAGCGGGCGAUUCGACCGAAAAAGACGAAAUUCAGAUGAUUCUCGAGUUCUGUUCGUGGUUUGAAGAGAAACUUGCAAUCGGAUCUCAUAAACUGUACUAUGAAUUGCUUUGGAAAGUAAUCAGCAGACCAGGAUUUCUGGAACAGUACAAGGAAGACGAGAGAAUGCUGAAAAUAUGGGAGAUAAUGGCUGAUAACAGUGCUGGUCAUGCACACGACAUUUAUCAGUUCGCUAUCAGUCGACAGUCCCUGAUUAAAUGCGCAGCACUGUAUGCUCGUUGGUCGCAAUGUGUUGAAUUGGCAGGUGCCUAUGUGGAGGCUCGGCGUGUUUUAGUUCUGGCUCGAUCCAACUGCGCUAUGCCUCUGAAAAUUAUCAAUGAUGCUGAAGAUGAGCUAGAAAUGAGAGAUAUGCGAAGACAUUUACAAGACAGGGAUUCAGAUGAUGACGAUGAUUUUGAGGAGACGAGAAAAGCAUUCACACAGUUGCCUGUAUUCGGUGACAACCACACCGUCCCCAUUGUUCGCCUCCCAUCUAUGUGUUCGGAUACUACGAAGCAGACGAUAAGGUUCGAUACACAAAACGUUGAGAAAAUCCAAUCUGUUUGUGUGGAUAAUCAAAUGCAACCGUUCGAAGUCCUGUCUUAUGGGGAUGCAGAUGACGUUGAAUAUCUGAAGAAUGUUCACGAAUUGAAUGCUCACAUUGAACGAUAUGCAAUCAAAGAAACAAAGAACCCAAGUAUCGCUGGUACGUCAGCGUCAGGUGUAGGAACAACGAUCUACCCCAUCUCUGAUUAUAGAUUUGAAGUUUGGACAGUGGAAAGUUCCAAUCCAACGAAGCCAAAAGCCAGAAUGGCUAUCAAACGCAUUUUCAAGGAUAUGUCCUUUGAGGAAUAUGCUGCUUCUCUUCUCCCGAACCAUCCGUCAAUGAUGCGGGCUGCUGUCAAAAAGUUGAAUUUUGAUGAGACACUGGAAUAA